AUGAAGGUCACCCUGGUCUUACUAAUCGCAUUAAUUCUUGUGUCGGUCAAUGCCAAGAGAGGAGACCCUCCUCUUAGGAAAGGAGAACAACUUAUCGAUUGGAUGGAAGGUACAAUGAAAGGCACCUACAUUGUCAUGUUCUUCGAUCAAGACGCUUCAGCCAGAAAGACUUCUCAAACAAGAGAGCAAAUUACUUCAUUGGUUCUGGACAAAUACCCCAACUUCCACUACUACGAGAUCGAUGUCACCGACAAGGACAACGAAGGAAUCGUCAAACAAAUGGAAAUCGAUCCGGAAGACUUGAAACACUCUCCGACUGUUUUAGUAGCGAGCGACGGAAGAGGAUUCUGGGCCCACGGCAAGGGAGCUGUUGCCGAAGUAGCUUAUAAAGUGCCAUAUUAUUCAUCAGAUUUGAGGGUUCCAGAUCAUCCUCCUCACACCAGAAACUAAGAAUAACUCAUAAUAGCCUUGAAUGAAAUGUCUUUCAGCCCAUAUUA
Molecule: messenger RNA, 497 nt
Organism: Moneuplotes crassus
Lineage: Eukaryota; Ciliophora; Spirotrichea; Euplotida; Euplotidae
Source: the annotation of a GenBank genome assembly